Molecule: messenger RNA, 918 nt
Organism: Didymodactylos carnosus
Lineage: Eukaryota; Metazoa; Rotifera; Eurotatoria; Philodinida; Philodinidae
Source: the annotation of a GenBank genome assembly
AUGAAAACACGUCCAGUUUCGAUUGUUUCAACAUCUUCUGUCAAACGUCAUCUAUUACAAAUCGCUCUUGCUGUUGCUGUUCUUAGUUCAGUUGCCACCGGUAUUAUAUUACUUGUACAAGGCUCACUGCAAUUAGCAAAAUUAAAAUACUUCGUUGAUGUGGGGCAUUAUCCACUGCAUAUUACGUCAACUCUCUUAAUAUUAUUUGGUUUAUUGUGCUCAAUAACAUUGAUUAUUCUUGCCGUAGCUCUAAUUAAACUAAGUAAAGUAUUAGCAAUUGUCAGUGUGUGUUCAUUGGCAUUAUGUUCAAUUGGUUUAAUAUGUCUUAGUAUAUAUUCAUUUAUAUCAAUUUCAAAUGGUAAAUUGCCAAUAUCCAUCAAUAAUACUUUAAUUAGAGAAUUAGAUCAAACAAAAUUCAAUCUAAAUCGAGAUAUGACUGUGAACAUUGAAAAUACCGACUUAAUGGCCAGAUAUGAAAAGCAGUAUGAGUGUUGUGGCUUAAUAUAUCCUACGGAAGAUUAUAGAGGUCCACCAACAACCAAUAUUAAAGCGUUGAGAGGAGAAUGGCCAAGUGCAGCAUCAGGAUCAAGAGGACGAACACAAACAACAACACAACGAAAUACCCAAGCUGCUGUUUCCUUACCUAUUAGCUGUUGUAAUGAAAAAUAUCGUACAUCAGAGGGAACAUGUAUGGAUAUUGGUAAUGGUACUAGCGCAUCAGUAAAUGAACCAGCAUCAAGAUAUAAUGUAGUGGGAUGUCUUGAAAAAAUAACACAGUCAAAAUAUGAACGAAUACAACGACAAGGUUUUACAACUAUUAUUGGAGCGUGUCUCGCAGUAAUAGCGUGUAUAGGAUUAGCGGCAGCCGUUCGACUAUUAGCCGAGGGUUAUCAAAUUGUUCCCGUACGUUCUACUUAA